CGGCGACGCUGCGGUUCCCGGCGUGCUUGGCGCGGCGGCGGCCGUGGAGUCAAGAUGGCGGACUUGGAGGAUCGGGUGUCGGAUGAGGAGAAGGUGCGUAUUGCAGCAAAAUUUAUCACUCAUGCACCCCCAGGAGAAUUUAAUGAAGUGUUUAAUGAUGUGCGGUUACUGCUUAACAAUGACAAUCUUCUCAGGGAAGGGGCAGCACAUGCAUUUGCGCAGUACAACAUGGAUCAGUUCACUCCAGUGAAGAUAGAGGGGUAUGAUGACCAGGUUUUGAUUACAGAACACGGUGAUCUGGGCAACGGUAGAUUUUUAGACCCAAGGAACAAGCUUUCCUUUAAGUUUGAUCAUCUAAGAAAGGAAGCUAGUGAUCCCCAGCCUGAGGACACAGAAACAGCUUUAAAGUCUUGGAGAGAUGCCUGUGACAACGCAUUGAGGGCAUACGUGAAAGACCAUUACCCCAGUGGCUUUUGUACUGUUUAUGGCAAAAUUAUAGAUGGGCAGCAAACAGUUAUUGCCUGUAUUGAAAGCCACCAGUUUCAGCCCAAAAACUUUUGGAAUGGUCGUUGGAGGUCAGAAUGGAAGUUUACCAUCACUCCACCCACAGCUCAGGUUGCUGCAGUGCUGAAGAUUCAGGUUCACUACUAUGAAGAUGGCAACGUGCAGCUGGUUAGUCAUAAAGACAUCCAGGACUCGGUACCGAUUUCGAACGAUGUCCAAACAGCCAAGGAAUUUAUUAAAGUCAUAGAACAUGCGGAAAACGAGUACCAGACGGCGAUCAGUGAAAACUACCAGACUAUGUCAGACACCACAUUCAAAGCCUUACGUCGGCAGCUCCCGGUCACUCGCACCAAGAUCGACUGGAACAAAAUCCUUAGCUACAAGAUUGGCAAAGAAAUGCAAAAUGCUUAAGGCAAAAAGGAGGAGAUGUAUGAAAUGUUAGCGUGCAAAAAACAAAUGUGGUCUUAUGCCAAGUAGGCGGUUUCUAAACCAGUGCAGCAUCUUGCUAGGGCUUUCAAAGUUAACAGGUUUUCUAGCCUCACAGAGAACUGUUGAACAAAUAGCAUUGUCUUUGUGUUUUUAUGUUCCCUGCCAUAUAAACUCCCUGCUCUGACUGCAUUUACUGGUAGGUCUUUUGAAUUAAGCCACAUUAAUAGUUCAGUGAUGUAGCUCUGGUCUGGAGUCGUUGUAAUUGUUCUGGUUGGAAAAUUUCCUAGCCCUGAAAGCCCUUCUAUAAAAUGCAGGCAGAGGGUAUUGGGAGCACUUUCUCUGCACCCUUACAUGGUGCUCUUGUCAGUUUGUCCGCUCUGCCAACAGCUCAUGGCACUAUGCUGCGAGAUGCAACAAACCACAAGACACAACACAUCCUGCCACUAGCUCUGCAAAGCAGCAGGCCUCCAGGUUUAGGGGGUAGUAUUUGGAAUGAAUUUGCAAGCCCCCACGCCGCAGUCCCAAGGAGGCCAAAUCUUCUUGAGAAAGUGAGUUUGGUUUUUUUAUCCAAAGACUUGAGCCACAUUGUCACUUCUUUCUUUUCUUGGACAUAUGGUGAACAGACAUCUGCAUUUUUACACAACGCUUCAUCCAGGUCCAAGUUGGAUCACUGCUGAUCCAUUUAGUCUGGACCAAGACUGAUAU
Molecule: messenger RNA, 1638 nt
Organism: Alligator sinensis (Chinese alligator)
Lineage: Eukaryota; Metazoa; Chordata; Crocodylia; Alligatoridae
Gene: CAPZA1
Product: capping actin protein of muscle Z-line subunit alpha 1
Exons: 10
Coding region: 55-915 (286 amino acids)
Biological process (GO): actin cytoskeleton organization; barbed-end actin filament capping
Cellular component (GO): actin cortical patch; F-actin capping protein complex
Molecular function (GO): actin filament binding
Source: RefSeq, a predicted model, not a curated record